Caenorhabditis remanei is the source of this 246-nucleotide messenger RNA. RefSeq lists its product as uncharacterized. The transcript has a single exon. The record is from RefSeq and is a predicted model, not a curated record. Lineage: Eukaryota; Metazoa; Nematoda; Chromadorea; Rhabditida; Rhabditidae. Bases 1 to 246 code for a protein of 81 amino acids.
AUGUCCGUCGUCAGAUCAACCGAGGAAGCCCUCCAACGCCUUGACGAGGCUGAAAACGUCAUCGACACGAGCAACAUGAUGCUCCUGGACAAGAUCCGCACCCAGAAGCGGAAGAAUGGCUGGAGAAGGCUCGCCAGGGACCAAGAGGAAAAGGACGAGCAGUUCGCUGAGGCCGUCAUCAGCAUCAUCUGGGUCAUAAUCGUCAUGCUAGCUCUUGGUGUCAGCUUUGUUGUUCUCAAAUAUUGA